Molecule: messenger RNA, 1837 nt
Organism: Zeugodacus cucurbitae (melon fly)
Lineage: Eukaryota; Metazoa; Arthropoda; Insecta; Diptera; Tephritidae
Product: WW domain-binding protein 11
Exons: 6
Coding region: 129-1766 (545 amino acids)
Biological process (GO): mRNA cis splicing, via spliceosome
Cellular component (GO): spliceosomal complex
Source: RefSeq, a predicted model, not a curated record
AUAUUUUCAUUUCGUUUGACAGCAAACUUUGCUUAGCAAAGUACUCCGGUAUAAAAAUUAUAUUCGUAUUAUUAUUAUUGUUCCAAAUUAACAUUUAUAUACGGAAAAUACAAAUUUGAAUAGGAAUCAUGGGACGACGUUCUAUUAAUACCACUAAAAGUGGAAAAUAUAUGAAUCCCACUGAUCAAGCAAGAAAGGAAGCUCGUAAAAAAGAGCUGAAGAAAAACAAACGACAGAGACAAAUGGUCCGGGCCGCUGUUCUAAAAAAUAAGGACCCGGGACAAAUAUUGGAAGAAAUGGAAAAAAUAGAUGAAAUGGAAUAUAAUGUAUUACAACCUUCACCGUUAAAUGAAAAGGUUCUUCGGGAUAAAAGGAAGAAGUUAAAGGAAACCUUCGACCGUGUGAUGCGCCUCUAUCACAAUGAUGAACCGGAGCAUUGGGCAGAAUUAAAACGCAAAGAAGUGGAGUAUGAAAAGAAACGACUCAAAAAGCAGCAAUAUUAUGAAAGUGUAAAGCAUGCACAAAGUGUACAAAUUGACGAAAUCCCUCUACCAACUUCAACACAAGGUCCAAAUGCUGGUUCCACAGGUACUGUGGCAUUUCACGUUACAAACAGAUUACCACCACCUCCUACCUCACUGUCUUUGCCACCAUUUGCUCCUGGGGCGCCACCUGGUAUUUUAAAAAAACCAAAUGAAACAACUGCAAAACCAACUGACAAAACCAAUGAUACCAAAAAGAAAGAGCUUUUAGGUGUACCGCCUGGACCGCCACCUAAUCUUCUCGAAAUGAAUGAUUUAGACACAGAUGUCGAAGAUGAUGAAGUCGAUGUGAAAGAAUAUAAUCCAAAAUUAAAAGCCACAAAGGGAAAAUCCUUAAGUAAGCCGAAUUCUUUGCAGCAACGAAUGUUAGCCAUCUCAGGUCAAAACAUUGAUGAAUUUAUGAAGGAAAUGGAAAAUGUACACAAGAAAAAAGAAAAAGAGCGUGAGGCAGCUAUGCGUGGUGAUGAGGCCUCGUCGUCGGAUGAAGACGAAAAGCCUAACAAAUUGGGAAAGUCUGACGAUGAUGAUAGUGCACCUGCUAGUAGUCGUAGUUCAGAUGAUUCUGACAGUGGCGAUGCAAGUGAAGAUGCUAUACAAUCGCCUAAAAAAAAAAGAAAGGAAACUAGUAGUCCACCAAAUGUACCAAUUUCUGCUGCUGCAAUUCAUUCAUCUGCGACUGUUCCUGUCACAAUACCUUUGCCACCCGUGCCCCCACAUGUUGGACCGCAUCUCUCUGUUCCAGCUCCACCCAUGCCUCCUGUGGCCGGUUUGGCACCAUCAAUGAUAUUAAGACCUCCACCUCUACGUCCACCUGGAGCUCUGCAUAACUUUGGUAUGCGUAUGCCACCAGGUCCACCACCUGGCCCAAGAUUACAUGGCAUGGGUGGUAUGCCACCUAGAAUGGGGAUACGCAUGCCUCCUGGACCGCCUCCUGGUAUGCCACCACGGAUGGCUCAUCAUCAUAAAAAUCAACAACAACCGCAUAAGGAUCAAAGUAAAGGUGUAACUACCAUAACAGCCAAACCACAGAUUAGAAAUUUGAGUGCAGAUGUUACACGUUUCGUACCAUCAACUUUACGCAUAAAGAGGGAGGAAACACGAAAACCUGGUACGCGGACCAAAAUGGUUCAAGAACCAAGCAUUCAAACUGCGGAAGCAAAUAAAGCGGCCACAAAGGACGAUGCCUAUAUGCAAUUCAUGAACGAAAUGCAAGGGUUAUUGUAAUUACACAUACACACUGUGUGUAUAACUUAUAAACAAAUAUAAAUUUGAAAAAUAUAAAUUUUAGUUGAUUU